ACUUUUCCCUCACAGAAUUUGGAGCAGGAAGCCCCAGAGCAUAUAAAAGAGUCGGACCCGGCUGAGAGCUGGCCUGACCAGGGCGUUGUGCAGUUUGACCGUUACCAGAUGCGCUACAGGGAGAGCCUGCCCUUGGUGCUGAAGGACGUUCAGUGCAACAUCCGGCCCAGAGAGUCGGUGGGAAUUGUGGGUAGAACGGGAUCGGGCAAGUCAUCGCUGGGCGUUGCUUUGUUCCGAUUGGUGGAGCCGACGGACGGGACCAUCUUGAUCGACGGGGUGGACAUCUGCAAGAUCGGUCUGCAGUCCCUCCGCAGCAAACUCUCCAUCAUCCCGCAGGAUCCGGUCUUAUUUGUGGGAACUGUCAGGUAUAAUCUGGACCCGUUCAAUCAGUACAAGGAUCCAGACCUAUGGCGUGCGCUAGAGAGGACCUACAUGAAGGAUGCGAUAUCGGGGCUCGAGAAACAGUUAGAGGCUCCUGUGGUAGAAAACGGUGAAAACUUCUCAGUGGGUGAACGUCAGCUCAUCUGUAUGGCCAGGGCCCUGCUCAGGAACAGCAAGAUCAUUCUACUUGACGAGGCAACAGCGGCCAUCGACUCAGAAACAGACAGCCUGAUACAGAAGACCAUCCACGAGGCCUUCACAGACUGCACCAUGUUGACCAUAGCUCAUCGGCUCAACACCGUGCUGAACAGCGACCGUAUUAUGGUCAUGGAGGAUGGAAAGCUGGUGGAAUUUGACACCCCAGCGGUUCUCAUGUCCGACCCCAACUCACGCUUCAGUGCUAUGAUGGCGGCCGCCGGAAGUGACGUCAACAAAUACCUCACAAACAACCCUCUACCGGAUGUAGAAGAAGCAGACGAGGAAGAGGAUACGAAGUUGUAG
Messenger RNA from Branchiostoma belcheri (Belcher's lancelet), 882 nucleotides. Its product is annotated as multidrug resistance-associated protein 5-like. Bases 109 to 882 code for a protein of 257 amino acids. Gene Ontology annotation, biological process: transmembrane transport. The record is from RefSeq and is a predicted model, not a curated record. The transcript has 6 exons. Gene Ontology annotation, cellular component: membrane. Lineage: Eukaryota; Metazoa; Chordata; Leptocardii; Amphioxiformes; Branchiostomatidae. Gene Ontology annotation, molecular function: ATP hydrolysis activity; ATP binding; ATPase-coupled transmembrane transporter activity.